Messenger RNA from Myotis myotis, 1184 nucleotides. RefSeq names its product apelin receptor early endogenous ligand (gene APELA). The record is from RefSeq and is a predicted model, not a curated record. NCBI's taxonomy places the organism in Eukaryota, Metazoa, Chordata, Mammalia, Chiroptera, Vespertilionidae. The coding region runs from base 145 to 309 and encodes 54 amino acids. Gene Ontology annotation, molecular function: apelin receptor binding. The transcript has 3 exons. Gene Ontology annotation, biological process: heart development; apelin receptor signaling pathway.
AUUAACCUUUCUGGAAAAGGCAGCUGGCAGUUCUCCGAGGUUUGUCAUUAGAAUGUGAGAAGAGCCACACAGAUAUUACACAGGCUGUUCAAAGGAGUUUGAUUUACUUUGAGAGCUACUGCUCCAUUUUAGUGUGGCAGAAAAAUGAGAUUUCAACAAUUACUUUUUGUAUUUUUAAUUGUUAUGAUGAGUCUUCUUCUUAUCCAUGGACAGAGACCAGCUAAUUUGGCAAUGAGAAGAAAACUGCACAGACUCAGCUGCCAUCAGAGGAGAUGUAUGCCUCUCCAUUCACGAGUGCCCUUCCCCUGAGAUCUUCUUUUACUGACUUCACCCUGUCUGCCAGAAGAAGAGGAUUGAAGGAAAAAUACCCACCCACACAAUCGUGUGCUUGCUUGUUCCUAUAUGAAAAGGAAUCCUUUGAAAGGACCUGGGAUGUCUUAUUAGUUUCAUAAGAUUCUCUUCUUCUGUUUUCUUUUUAGAGGGAAAAUAACAUGAAUUGAAAAGCAAUUACAGUCUGAAGCGCAGUUAUUACCUGCAUAAAAAAAUCUCUCAUCUUUUCUGCACAUUAUAAUUCUUACAUGGGUUAGCAAGAAAAAUACUUUGUAAUGUCUUUGGACUUUUGAAUAGUAAAAAGUGCAAGAAGAUAAAAUUUGGCUUUCAUAGUCCUAUAAUCCUCAAAAAUAUUAAAAUAAUGUUGUAUAUGUUUGAAUGAUUAUUUUUAAAAAUGCUAAAUCUGGAAUCAAUUUCAAAGACUAUUUGGCUUUGCAGAAGAGAAAAUAAUUGGUUCAUUAGUUACUUAUAGAAAAAGACUAAGAAAGAAGCUAUUAAUUGCUACCAGUUUUAUAUUAUAGCCUUUAAUGUUUAUGAAAGAAUUUUUAUUUUGAAAAAUAUUCACUUAAAGUUGUAAAAGGACGUUUGAAAUACUGAUUAUAGCUCAUUUUAUUUUAAAACGGAAAUGUUCAUUUCUGAAUCUUUUUCUCAUCAUGUAAUUACAAGAAGCCAGUGUUUGAUUUCCUUUGAAGUUCUGUUUAUUGUCCUUGAUUCACUUGUAUACCAGUAGUUUCUUAAAAGGCUCACUUAAAGUUGACAUUUAAAAUAUAGUUAUGCCGCCAAAACCGGUUUGGCUCAGUGGAUAGAGCGUCGGCCUGCGGACUGAAAGGUCCCAGGUUCGAUUCCGGCCAAGG